Messenger RNA from Conger conger (European conger), 883 nucleotides. Its product is annotated as granzyme-like protein 1. Bases 37 to 786 code for a protein of 249 amino acids. The record is from RefSeq and is a predicted model, not a curated record. Gene Ontology annotation, molecular function: serine-type endopeptidase activity. The transcript is spliced from 5 exons. Lineage: Eukaryota; Metazoa; Chordata; Actinopteri; Anguilliformes; Congridae. Gene Ontology annotation, biological process: proteolysis.
UUCACCACAACCAGUAUUUCGUUGCUGUGGCUCAUCAUGAUAGCGAAGGCUCUUCUGCUUCUGCAUCUCCUGCUGCAGCUUUCUCCGACAGGAACCUCUGAAAGCAGUAUUAUCGGAGGGAGGAAGGCCAAACCCCACUCCAGGCCCUACAUGGUCUCUCUUCAGAGAGACACAAGUCAUUUCUGUGGGGGGUUUCUCAUCCGGGAGGACUUUGUCCUUACUGCUGCCCACUGUUUCAGCUCCGAACCUGUGACAGCAGUUCUAGGAGCUGAAAACCUACAAAGGAUGGAGAAGAAAUGUCAACAGAGGAUUCCAGUCAGAAAAAGUUACAAGCAUCAAAUCAAUCAGAAAGCCCCAUUGGAUUUUGAUAUCAUGCUUUUGAAGCUCCAGCGCAAUGCCACUCUGAACAAGUACGUGAACGUCAUUCCGCUGCCUGAGAAAGGGGAAACCGUGCCAGCAAACACCAAGUGCCUGAUGUCCGGAUGGGGGAGGAGAAAACCUGACGGUCUGGCUGAACACUUCCUACGCGAUGUGACGCUCAGAGUCCAGAGCAACGAUGAUUGCCGAAAUGAUUGGAAGAAAUACUUUGUUAGAAACAGAAUGAUGUGCACACAUUUUGAUGGCAAGGGAAUCUGUCAGGGAGACUCCGGAGGACCUCUCAUUUGUAACAGAAAAGCCCAUGGGAUAGCUUCCUUCACUGACACGCCAUGCGACAAAAAGGUUGCAAAUGUGUACAUGAAAGUGUCAUACUUUAUUCCCUGGAUAGAAGAAAACAUGCGCAACUGAUAAAACAAGCACUUGUUAUUUUUACAGUUAAAAUACAAGUUUUAGAUUCUAGAUUUAGAUAUUCUGACUAUUAUUAAAACUUUUUUUGCAAUCUAAA